AACAUUCCUUUUUUAUAGUUUUAUACAAAACUUUAGACUAAGUAAAGAUGCGUUUAUGUAUGUAUUAAACGCUAUUCAACACGACCUCAUCGUUCCAAAGAGAUCCACAGCAAUUCCAACCGCAAUAAAAGUUGCCGCUGCUUUGAAAUUGCUUGGGCAAGGUGGAUGUCAACACCAAAUUGGCCAAGACCAUCUCUUAGGAUUAUCGCAGCAAUCUAUGUCGCGUUGCUUACAAGAAGUUUGCAUGGUGAUUGAGCGAAUACUCUGUCCCAAGCACAUCAAAUUCGAGGUUACUGCUGAAGAGGAAAACGAAAUUAAAAGAGGAUUUUUACAUACAUGUGGCAUUCCUGGGGUGAUUGGAGCAGUGGAUGGUACCCAUAUACAAAUGAUUCGACCAGCCAGGAACGAGCACUUAUACUUCAACAGAAAAUUAAAGCACAGUAUGAACGCUAUGGUGAUAUGUGAUCACAAAAUGAUAAUAAGAUUUAUUGGUUGCCGAUACGGUGGUGCAAGCCAUGACUCACAUGUUUGGGCCCUUUCUAAUGCAAAGCAAAAAUUAAAAGAACGUUUCGAAAGAGGAGAAAAGGGAUUUUGGCUGAUUGGCGAUUCGGGCUAUCCCUUGGAACCCUGGCUACUUACUCCAUACAGAAACGCAACGGAAAACUCGUCCGAAGCUUUUUAUAAUAAACAGUUUUGCAUAGGAAGGUCUAUAAUUGAGAGAGUGUUUGGUGUUUUAAAAGGCAGAUUUCGGUGCCUGUUAGCAGCCAGAGAGUUGCAUUACGCACCGGAAAGAGUGGUUCAAAUAAUGAACGUUUGCUGUGCCCUGCACAAUAUUUGUUCUAAUUUUAAUGUACAACUACCAAUACACGAAAUUGCUUCUGCAGGCUCUUUGUUUGCUGAAACAUCGUGACUAACGUUACUACUUGUGCCAAAGUAUGUUGAUGUUGCCCGUCCAUUGACGGCUUCUUCCAUUUGAAGAAGAUUUAUGAUUUGUUCCUCCAUAGAAGAAAGUGGGCAAUAUUGUGAGACACCACCACCCGUGCUGAAAAUGCUAAUUUUAUUCUUGCCCAUCUUAACCUUCGUGUGGGUUUUUAGGUCAGACCAAACCUAUAUGCACAUGUGCACAAAUAUUCAUAUUAAUACUGUCUACAUCCCUUACAGGAGGUCCAUUAGAAUUAAGGUCGUCUGCCAAUUUUGUCCACAAAUUGUUGGCGCGUUGUUUGGCAUUUCCACACUGCAACUGUCCCUUUGCCAAAUCGCUAUGUUGCUCCAUAAAAUCAACUAGGAUUUCGAACUGGCGUUGCUGAG
Messenger RNA from Lucilia cuprina (Australian sheep blowfly), 1308 nucleotides. RefSeq names its product putative nuclease HARBI1. The record is from RefSeq and is a predicted model, not a curated record. Lineage: Eukaryota; Metazoa; Arthropoda; Insecta; Diptera; Calliphoridae. The transcript has 4 exons. Bases 56 to 910 code for a protein of 284 amino acids.